AUGAAAAAGACUAGUACCUAUCUAGUUCUACUAUUCGUGUUGAUUGCAAUUUUAAUUUUUGGAAAAGUUAGAGGAGAGGCUUCUGUCGAUCAAUAUUCAAGCUCCGGAAACUUGCUUGUGAGCGAUGAUGAGAUUCUCAAUGCAAGAAGUGAUGGAGCCGUAAAUUUGUAUGCUCAUUUAGAUAAUGCUAUUUUGGGAGAAGGUGUUGCGACUGCUUCUGAUGAAUUACUUGUUUACGACGAGAAUGAAGAAGAGAGAGCGAUUGGAGCUGCUUUGGCUGUACAAAAGUCUACCAAUGUCGUGAGACCACAAAAGCCUGUCACGACCACUACAACAAGACCAUCUAAAAAGUCGUUUUCUUCAAAGAAAAUACAAAAGAAAACGAGCAAGCAUGGUUCCAGAAAGAAGAAGACAUCACCAACAAGCUCUUCCACUAAAAAGUCCACCAAGAAGAGCAUUUCCUCAAAGAAGAUAACAACAAGAAAAUCCAAAAGCAAACCAUCUUCCCUCAAAAAGAUCAAAGUUACACGAAGCAAAACCUCACUUCAUCCAAAAAUUGCUCACGCCAUCAAGCUUACUUCUCGUCGUUGGAAUAGACUGAAGAAUAUUUUCAGUAUUUCAGCUGUUGGUGGCCCAGCAUUCCACCCAUUCAAGAAUGAAAUGGUGUUUGUCUCUUCCUCUUCGGGUGUUUUCCAGAUUUACAAGAUUAAGAUUGAUAGAAAGAAGGGAAAGACUAUCGGUAAGCCAGUACGUUUGGUUCAUACCAAAUUCAGGUGCUCUGCUCCAAGAUACCUCCACGAUGGGUCUAUUUUGUAUUAUCAUGAUCGCGGUGGUAAUGAAAACUUCCAAAUUGGUAUCAUUACACCUCAAUCCAAACACUUCUGGUUGACCAAAGACAUGAAGGCCAAGCACUUAAUCAAUCACGUCACAAAGAAUCACUUGUACUAUCAAUCGAAUGCUCGUAACAAAAAGUUCUUUGACUUGUACAGAAGACCAUUCCCAUUGAUUGGUAAGGAUGGAAAGCCUUCUCCAGCUGAACGUAUCUACACACCAGAGAAUGGUAUUCCACGUGCUACUCUCAUGUCUUCUGACGAGACUCAAAUCGUGCUUGUACAACGAUACAGCAACGUUCACAAUGAAUUGAUCUUGAAGGAUCUUGUAGAUGGAACACUUACACCUUUGACUAAACCACUCUGUGGAGGUGCUAAAUUGAGAUGGUAUCCUCUUCGUUUCUUGGACCGUGGACACACUAAAAUGUUGGUCAAUACAGACUAUCAAUCAGAUUUCUUGAGAUUGGCUAUUUUGGAUUUCCAAGGCGACAUGAAAUCUAAUACUCCAAAGUUUGUGACAAUUCCAGAAAUGGAAAAGUAUAAGCACGAUGUUGUAGGUGUUUUGGGUAACGCUCGUACGAGAUGGACCUACAUUGAGCUCAACGAAGGUGGUUACAGCAAACUUUACAAGACACGAAUUGGUCCAUCUGGCUUUAAGACUCCUCUCAUUCCAGUUCCAUUGCCUCUCGAAAAUGGUGUCAUUGUUCACGGUGAUGCUCGUUCAUUCGGUCACAGCUCUGCCAUUACUCACGAUGGUAAUUUGAUGGCUGUCACUAUGACUGAUUCCACUCAUCCAGUUAAUAUUUAUAUGCUUGAUUUAGAUCCGUACAAUAUCAGAUACAAGAAGAAGCAAAAAGCAAUCAGAAAGUUGGCACGUCAGCAAGCCAAGAAGAAGGAAAAUGGUUCAACAGCAACUACCCUUGUUCCAAAGCAAACCUUUAGACACGUUGCUGUUUAUUGGCCAUUGUUGUCCGAUGACCGUCUUCCAAAGGUCGUUCGAGCUGUUCAAGGUAAAUUUGUCAAGGAGAAGUUAGUGAGUGUGAGCAGCUUUGACGGGCUCAUGAUUCCUUUCUUCAUGUAUUUACCAUCUGGUGACGCUCCAGAGGAUGGAUUCCCAGCCAUCAUCAAAUUGCACGGAGGUCCAGAGAGUCAGAGCCGACCUGUUUUCAGUCCUCUCAUCCAGUUUUUAGUCUUGUCAGGAUACGCAGUCAUCGUUCCUAAUGUCAGAGGUUCUAAGGGCUAUGGAAGAAAAUACAUGGAUGCUGACAAUGUCGAAAGGAGAAUGCAUGCAGUCAAGGACGUUGCUGCCAUUGUCACCUUCUUACAAAAGUUUAAGGGUAUUGAUGGAAACCGAUUAGUUCUUGGAGGAGGUUCCUAUGGAGGUUAUUUAACAAAUUUAUGUAUGACUCAAAUUCCUCAAUACUUCAAGGCAGGAGUGUCCAUUGUUGGUAUGACCAAUUUAAUUACCUUCUAUAAGAAUACAGCAGAAUUUAGAAGAAGACAACGUUAUGAAGAAUAUGGUAAUUAUCACACUCAACAAGACUUCCUUAAGAGUAUUUCGCCAGUGACAUACAUUGACAAUGUCAUUGCUCCAAUGUUUAUCAUUCAAGGAAAGAAUGACGAAAGAGUGCCUGCAGAGGAAGCAGAAAACUGGUACAAGAAACUCAUCCAAGAAUCAACCAAGCCAGGAAAAACUCAACUCAAAUACUCCAAAUUGGAACUCUUUGCCAACGAGGGACACGGUAUUUCAUCGCGAGAGAACAGACUUAAGGCAUAUCAUGAUUUGGUUAAUUGGCUCAACAAGGUUCUUUACGAGAAGGCAACCAUUCCAAAACCCACAAGUGCUACAACCUUAUCCGCUUCUACCACCGCAAAAACAACGACAGCCAAAUAA
This is a messenger RNA of Naegleria fowleri, 2724 nucleotides long. RefSeq lists its product as uncharacterized. Lineage: Eukaryota; Heterolobosea; Eutetramitea; Acrasida; Naegleriidae. Gene Ontology annotation, biological process: proteolysis. The transcript has a single exon. The record is from RefSeq and is a predicted model, not a curated record. Gene Ontology annotation, molecular function: serine-type endopeptidase activity. The coding region runs from base 1 to 2724 and encodes 907 amino acids.